CGCUUCUGUACUUUUAAUGGGCUCACCGCUAAUUAGCCAGUCUCAGCGUGACCUGGAAGUACGCGUGGAGAAGCGGGCGGUGCCGUCUUUCUACAUCCGGUAUGUUCGACCCUCUCACGAGCAGCGAAGGCAGACGAAGAAUGGAUAGAGCCGCUAACGGCGCUCUGCUGGCUCUUCAAGCUUGAGACAACAGCAGCAACGAGCAGCGCGGAAAACCUCCCGUCACACUCGGGGUUUUCGUCUCUUUUUUUUUCUUUAGAGUUGCGAAAACAACAAGCUGCAUCCCGGCCGUCUUAGAUCUCCCCACAGCGAAGGUCUUCCACCUUCUCCUUCCCGUAACAAAUGUUGAGGCCUAACAUCUCUUAGAGGUGAGGGUGAGGACGGGUCAGAGUGUCGGUCAGCUGCGCCAGGUUUUGUCCCAUGAGAGUGACUGUACCAUCCAGGCACCACCAGUGACCAGGGCUGUGGCUGUGGUGGGCCCGGCCCAAGAGGCCUUUUUGUACAUCACUCCAGGCUCCCACUGACCUGUGCUGCUCUCACCAUGGAUCAGCAGAGAGACAAGUAUGGUGACCGACCGCAAAGGAGCACGAAAGUGUCCCAGGGAGGCCGGAGCGGACAUUCGUCCCGGCCAUCUGGCUCUUCCAGCUCCUCCGGGGUUCUCAUGGUGGGGCCAAAUUUUCGCGUAGGCAAGAAGAUUGGCUGUGGAAACUUUGGUGAAUUGAAGCUUGGCAAAAAUCUCUACACAAAUGAGUAUGUAGCUAUUAAACUGGAACCAGUGAAGUCGAGGGCACCACAGCUGCAUUUAGAGUACCGGUUCUACAAAACACUGGGAACCGCAGAAGGUGUGCCUCAGGUGUUUUACUUUGGGCCCUGUGGGAAGUACAAUGCCAUGGUCCUGGAGCUGCUCGGCCCAAGUCUAGAAGACCUCUUUGACCUUUGCGACCGGACCUUUUCACUGAAGACCGUCUUAAUGAUAGCAAUUCAGCUGAUUUCUCGAAUGGAGUAUGUGCACUCUAAAAAUCUUAUCUAUAGAGAUGUAAAACCUGAAAACUUUCUCAUUGGACGGCAAGGAAAUAAAAAGGAACACAUCAUCCACAUCAUUGACUUUGGCCUGGCCAAAGAGUACAUCGACCCCGAGACCAAAAAACACAUUCCGUACCGAGAGCAUAAGAGCUUGACUGGUACUGCCCGAUAUAUGUCCAUCAAUACACACUUAGGCAAAGAGCAAAGUCGGCGAGAUGACCUGGAGGCCCUGGGCCACAUGUUUAUGUAUUUCCUUCGUGGGAGUCUACCUUGGCAAGGGCUAAAGGCUGACACACUGAAAGAACGAUACCAGAAGAUUGGAGACACAAAGCGAAACACUCCCAUCGAGGUCCUCUGUGAGAACUUUCCAGAGGAGAUGGCCACCUACUUGCGAUAUGUGAGGCGGUUGGACUUCUUUGAAAAGCCAGACUAUGAAUAUUUGAGGACUCUGUUCACGGAACUGUUUGAGAGAAAAGGAUACACCUUUGACUACACUUACGACUGGGUUGGCAGGCAGAUUCCCACACCGGUGGGAUCUGUCCAUAUAGACUCAGGAGCAUCUGCAGUCACGAGAGAGAGCCAUCCUCACAGAGACCGACCCUCGCAGCACCCACCAAUUAGAAACCAGACAGCAGUCUCAGAUCGACGAGGAGCAUGGGAGGUGCAGCCUGCACGCCAAGCAAACUCCUCCUAUCUGACCUCCCACCUGACAGCGGACAGGCACGGGGGCUCAGUACAGGUGGUCAGUUCAACCAACGGGGAGCUGAAUGCAGACGAUCCGCUGGCAGUUCAUUCCAACGCUCCGAUUACAGCUCAGACAGAGGAGCAUCCGCCCGACGAGGCCAACUGCGUGAAAAUGCUCAACCUGUGGUGUUGCUGUUUCUUCAAGCGGAAACGGAAGAAGAACACGCCACGGCACAAAUGAUCACGGCAGCACCAGCCCGAAACGUUCCAACUGUCCGGCUCAGUCGAUUUGUGACUUCAGAAGGUCCCAGAUAAAGGUCCCAUUCAGAAUAAAUGAGGGAGUCAUCUGAAAGAUUUUGAUUGUUCUUCGUUUGGACGAGUAUAAAACGAUUUGCCGAGAUGUACAAGAUGCUUGUGUCUUUUGUUGGGAGUUCUUUUAAUUU
This is a messenger RNA of Archocentrus centrarchus (flier cichlid), 2150 nucleotides long. It is a transcript of the gene csnk1g1, whose product is annotated as casein kinase 1, gamma 1. Lineage: Eukaryota; Metazoa; Chordata; Actinopteri; Cichliformes; Cichlidae. The coding region runs from base 542 to 1948 and encodes 468 amino acids. The record is from RefSeq and is a predicted model, not a curated record. Gene Ontology annotation, biological process: protein phosphorylation. The transcript is spliced from 14 exons. Gene Ontology annotation, molecular function: ATP binding; protein serine/threonine kinase activity.